AUGCUUGCUGGCUUCCUCUUCCACAACAUACGGUGGGUGUCCGGUCUGUUUCUGUUGGUGGACUUCCUCAUCUACUUCGACCGCGGCGUCCUUCCGGGACUCCACCAGGAAGUUAUCAAUAGCCUACUGAAGCACGAGACCUACCACCGGAAUCCGGAACUCUUCUUCGGCGUGCUACAAUCCAUCUUCAUUGCCGGCCUCGCCCUCUCCGCACCUGUCCUCAGCCACCUGUCCAUCCGCACUGAACGAGUGCUACAAUUCGUCGCUGGUGGUCUCAUUGUUUGGGUCGUCUCCAUGUACGGCUGUUUUAUCGCCGGUCACAUGGGCGCUUUGAACUUGCUAUUUUUCUUCCGCGGUUUGUCUGGUGUGGGCGAGGCGGCCUUUGCCACGUUGUUGACGCCGGUGCUGGUGGACGCGCAGCCCCCGGCGUCGAAGGGCGUGUUCCUGGGCAUCUUCUACGCGUUGAUGCCUCUGGGUGUGAGUUGUGGGUACGUCCUGAGUUCGGCCCUCCCGCUCAUCGGACUUUCGUUUCCCUCAGCCUUCCUCUUCAUCGCUGUCCUCGCCAUGGCGCCCGUCGCAGCCGCCUUGGAGAUAAGCAAACUCCCCGCCGCUCAUGGUGCCUCACCGUGGAAGGUCAAAGCUGAUGUUUCCAAGGCAGCCCCCACUUGGCAAGUCGCUCUACCCAAGUCACCCCCUGCUUGGCCCUCGCCACGUCUCGACCAAUCCCCCAGACUAGACCGCGUCUACAAUGCACUAGGCACGCAAAGGCUCUCAGCCACCCAAGUCGCAACCAGACGGCCUAACCAAACUCAUUCUGGCCACUCCGGGCAGUCCCCCGGACAGUCCCAUUCCGGGCACUCGAUGAGUAAUGGUCCGGCAAUGAGCAGCAAUGGCUCAAUUCAAAAUGACGCGCCACCCAACGACGUAGAACAAGACAUAAGGGCCAGCGACCUCCGAUCUAACGGCUUGCGGUCUGGCGGCUUGCGCUCGAGGCAGGACAGCCCACAAGCCCGUGGAAGUACUGCGCACGAACGCAGCCGGAGUGGAGGGGCCCGGGACUUGGGACUUCUGCUGGCAGCUGAACAUCGCCGCACUAGAACCAACCCCGGCCGGGGGUCAGGCGACCCUGUGGCGAGGACCACCAGCUACGCCGAAGCGGACCUUCCUUGGGUACCCGACCUUUCUUCGGGUCAAGACCUCCCUGGGCGAGUGGCGUUACAAGAAAGUUUAGACGUGAAUUCAACGGACGCGAAUUCGACGGAAUUCGCAGCCAGCUGGCGUCCGGGAGACGAGGGUGUGCGUGCAUCCUGGAAGGAUUCUUGCGAGCGACUGGCGGAUGAGAAGACGGCCGUGGCCUUGACGGCGCGGCUGUGUGAUGAUGAGGAGGAGCUGGAUUCUGUCGUUGGUCCUGUAACGAGCGGUUCCCCCAAAUCUGCUCGGAUGAACUACUGGUUAUUUGGCUGCAUUUUGGUUGCGGGUGCGGCACAGGCAGCGGUAACUGCGACUCUCUCAGCUUUCGGGACCUCCUUCUUAACGGCACUGGAGAUCUUCUCCACAGAACUCAAGGCGGCUUCGGCCAUGGGUGGAGUGGCCGUACUGGUGGGCUCGGUGGGAACCUUAGCAGGAGGCUACGUGUGUCAGCUCGUCUUGGACUUCCAUCGGCGGACCAGUGCGGUCCAACUAAUCUGUUCCCCGGCCCUGGAGUCACCGGACGGGGGACAGACUCAGCGGUCGCCAAACCGGAGGUCGCCGAACCGGAGGUCGCCGAAUCGUACAGGGUGUGUAUCUCCCUGUGAAGUCUCUCACUGUGCUGUCCCUUCCCGGCCGGUGAGUGCUCGUGCUCAUGCUCAUGCUCAUGACCGUGCUAAUGACCGUGCUCGUGCUCGGGCCGAAUCGGCAGCAGUGGAGGAGUUGGUCCGGCAGCAGACGCCGUUUGCGUGUACGGCGAUCAUUAGUGCGUUUGGGUUCUUUGGUUGUGUGGUUAGUCUGACGUCGCCUUGGUUCCUUUACAGCGACCGCGCGGACUUGGCUAUGUUGACUUUGGCAGGUGGGUUACUGGUGGUGUGUAUGGUUCAGUCAUCGCUCAACUUGGGUGUGAUGAGCGCCUGCGCGGAGAAGGAACGUUCGUUUGGCUUAGGACUAUACACGCUUGGUAUCCACCUUAUCGGAGACGUGCCCGGCCCCAUCCUCAUCGGCUUCCUCAAAGACCGCUGGGCACCCGGCUGUGUCAACCCCACACUUACUAGGAUGAUCUGCCGCCACGAACGUAACAAUCUUAUCAAACUUAUCGCCUUCCUCCUCUCCUGGACCAAUCUCAUCUGGAUCGGCGGCCUCCUCGGCCUCGCUGCAGCCCAAAGAGACACUACACCACAAUGCGAUGCAAUCCAAGGCGGCAUCACACACGUGUGCUCUAAAACCGAUGAACGCUCACUCCACCAUGCCAGGAACAGCUGGAGCGCCGCCAGCCGUCGACUCAAGACCAGACCGUCUUCCAUCAUCAUCAACGUCAACAACUGA
Gregarina niphandrodes is the source of this 2517-nucleotide messenger RNA. RefSeq names its product major facilitator family transporter. The transcript has 2 exons. Gene Ontology annotation, cellular component: membrane. Bases 1 to 2517 code for a protein of 838 amino acids. Gene Ontology annotation, molecular function: transmembrane transporter activity. Gene Ontology annotation, biological process: transmembrane transport. The record is from RefSeq and is a predicted model, not a curated record. NCBI's taxonomy places the organism in Eukaryota, Apicomplexa, Conoidasida, Eugregarinorida, Gregarinidae.